AUGUUAUUUUUGUUGCACAAUGCCCAUCGAAAAUUGGCUUUUGGGGCUAAGUGCAAACCAAAUCAAUAUUUCGAGGGCUUGCACUAUUCACUUGUUUCCGUGGGCACCCCUGCUUUGACAUUCCUUGUGGCGCUCGACACCAGCAGUGAGCUAUUCUGGAUACCAUGUGACUGUAUCAACUGUGCACGUAGCUUAAGCCUGCCUUCAGGAAAGAUACGGAAGCUAGACAUAUACAGUCCUAGUACGUCGACAACUAGCACGACAGUUCCAUGCAGUAGCCCUAUGUGUGGGCCCACAAGAGGAUGCUCGACCAGGCUUAGUGCUUGUUCUUACCAAUUAUUGUACGGCAACACCUCAACUGCAGGGAUAUUGGUUAAUGAUCUUUUGCAUUUGGGUACGGAUACUGAUCCACAAGACCCUAUUGAUGCCCCAAUUACAUUCGGAUGUGGAAUGGUUCAAACCGGCGAGUUCUUGGACGGUGUUGGUCUUAAUGGUCUAUUCGGACUCGGUAUAGGCAGUGAAUCCGUGCCUAGCAUUUUAGCUAGCAAAGGCGUUACGGCAAAUUCUUUCUCAAUGUGUUUUAGCCGUGACGGGCUUGGAAGAAUCGAAUUCGGAGAUACAGGAAGCCCAGAUCAAGAAGUCACUCCAUUUAAUCUUCAACAAUCACAACCGUACUAUAACGUCACCGUGACACAAAUUUCCGUGGAGGAAAGUGUCACUAAUGUAGAGUUCACAGCAAUCUUCGACACUACCUCCUCAUUCGUAUACUUGAGCGAUCCGGCUUAUUCGAUUAUUGUCAAAGGAUUUGAUUCUCGAAUAACCGAGGUCCGUUAUAUACCUUCAAGGCGGAUCAUUUUCGACUAUUGCUAUUCGCUCGGUGCAACUCAAGAAAGUUAUACCAUUCCAAUCUUGGCCUUUACAAUGGAAGGUGGAGGCAAAUUUUAUGUUCAUGCACCAACAAUUGUUAUUCGACGAGAUCAGGGGGGAUUAGCAUAUUGUCUUGCUAUUAUCGAAAGCGAGGAUGUUAACAUCAUUGGACGUUAUGAUUCCAUAUCAUCCAACUCUCCACCCAUAAGUAAGGGAACCCCCUCUAGUACUCCACCACCACCACCACCAUCGCCUUCCGCUUUUAUUCCGGUAGCUAACGGAACUCGUACUCCCAUUUCACCACCUCCGCCGCCGUCACAGUCACCACCACCACCACCACCGACGAAGACACUCUUAGGAAGAGGUGGUGCCGCCCGUUUGAACUCCAUGAGUACCGGACUUGUGAUGGUCUUACUUGCCAUUUUCGCUCUUGUUUGA
Erythranthe guttata (spotted monkey flower) is the source of this 1305-nucleotide messenger RNA. The record is from RefSeq and is a predicted model, not a curated record. NCBI's taxonomy places the organism in Eukaryota, Viridiplantae, Streptophyta, Magnoliopsida, Lamiales, Phrymaceae.